AUGAAGAAAUUGUUAUUGCUAUUGCUUGCUACCUUGAGUUUUGCUGAGGUCUGUGUAGUCAGGGUAGGAAUGACAUAUUACGAAGCAAGAGAUUUAGAAAUAAGUCGGUUCAAUUGUUAUAUGAACUUUGAUGGAUCCAUUGAAGCCCUAACAAGAUGGAUUGAUAUAAUUGAACACCGAGAAUAACUGUUAAAUGACUUGGAAGUGUUGGCCAAGAUGAUAAAGAUUAUCGAGAGUGCGAAGUAGGCUACGACAGUGAUUCGUGAUUAUGAGAGAAAUCGUCCAUCUUUCAAGGCAUUCCUAUAAAAUGAGUGGACAUCUUGCAGGAUUGAAGAUGCUUAUGAAUAUGUUCAGCGUUUGAAUGCUUAGAGAUCAAAGGAAUAACGAGUUGCAUUGGCUAAUUCGAUUAUAAAUUACUUAAGAAAUGCUGAAAGAUAAAUCUAUGGAUAUGUGGAUUCAUGUCGAAAUGUUAAAUUAACUACUCAUCUGAAAUAGAAGAUUGCAUAAUUGAAGGCUUUGAAAUAGGUUUGUGAAUAGGAACUCAAAAAACCAUCACCAAGGGAUGUCAUUAUAGAAAGCGAUGAUGAUGAUGUGGUAUACUAUUUUGAAGAACAAGUCAACGAAGAUGUUUACGAUUAUGUUUAUGUUUAUGAAGACGAAAUGGAAGCUUAAUUCCCAGUUGAUGAUUCAGAGCCAUAGGUUUAUAAGCAUUCCUAAAAUCCAAAGGUGACCAAGAGUACUGUCAUAAAGACCAGAGAAAUAUAUGGUGCUUAAAAGGAUACGAGCAAAGUGGUUGAUGCUCAUUCUACCUAUGGACCUAUUGAAUAUAUUAAAAGUGGGGUUGGAGAAGAGUGCGAAUAUUAUGGAGAUACAGUUAACUAGCCAGAGCCAGAUUAUGUGGAUGGAAUGGAGGAAACCGAAGAAAAUCCUUAGUAAGUUACUGAAGAUCCAGUGCCAGAUGAUGAAAAAAUUACAGAGGAGGAGGCUACAAUUGAAAUCGCAGAGGAAACCAUUGAAGAAAUUACUUAAGAGGAGAAAAGUGAUGACAAGAAUUAAGUAAAGCCAAAGAGAAAGGAAAAAAUAUAGAAGGAAGAUAAGCCAAGAAGAAUAAAUUAAUAAGAUGCAGAAGUAAUUACUAAAAAGAAAAAAACUGAGGAGAAAACAGAAAAUAAAUAAAAGAAAUAAGAAGAUAAAAAGGAUGAGGUUGAUGAAUAAAAUGAAAAUGGAGAAGAAGAAGAAGAAGAAGAUGAAGAAUUGUGUGAGCCUUAGGAUGGGAACAAAACAAAGAAGGUUGUGAAAAAAGUGAAAAGAGAUGGGCCACCUAGUCAAUCUGGUUAGAGGACAAGAAGAGAAGCCAAGUAAGAGAAGAAAAUGGCAAAAGAGUAGCCAUUGCCUGCAAUUUGUUAUGGAAAUGAGAAUUACGUUGAAGAAGUUAUUGCAGAAGAAGUCAUUUAAUCUUCGGACAAGGGAGCUAACUACCUGGCUGUUGAGAACUUACUUAAUGAUGUUGUUAGUGAAGAAAAACAUGAUGAUCAUAAUGAACAUGAUAGAUCAGUCAAAUUGACAUCUGUUAAGGAUGAAUUCAAUGCAAAUGAACCAACACAAUUUUAACCACCUAAACAUAGAGCAAGCAGUGGUAGAGUUCAAGAAAAGAAAGCUAUUGCUGUGAACACUAAGUAUUUCAAUUCAGAAUUUGAUGGAGAACCCACUUAAGUAUUUGAAUUUGAGGAUAGAGCAUUAUUGCAAGAUGCGUCUGAAUAUGGAUAUGGGUAUUGGGUGAGAUUCAGUGAACACUCAAUUAAGUAGCAUGCUCGUGAGGAGGGACAAUUCUAUUUCUUAUCAAGAAUGACAACCAAUGAAGAAUAUGAGGACUUUACUUUUUAUGGAGACAGAACAUUAGCAGUAUUUUUAUAUGACAAUUCGUUUGUAUUUUCAACGUAUGAUAUUACAACUUAAAGUAAAACUAAGGAUACUAAUGUUGUAUUGAAUGAGAACAUGGAUAGUGUUUGGUAUUUUGUGGCAUACACUUACAGCUCUUAAUAAAGAAAGGCAGUUGGAUAUAUAGUAAAAUAUGGAUAAGGUGCACCCAAAUAUAGAAUUGAAAUUGAGGCUUAGCAUGUACCACCAACAUAUGUAAAGUUCAUUUUCGGAGGAAAGCAUAUGGAUUAUCUAGGAUUGAAUGGAUAAUUUGCUAACAUCUUUUAUGACGUUGAUGCUCCAGCAUUUAUUGAUGGAGAUGACUCCUUGGAAGAGACCAUUAAUACUCUGAGUAACAUGCCUCAAUAGUUGCCCAUCUUGAUAGAGGAAACAAUUAUCAGCAAACCAAUCACAAUCAGUGGCAAUGAGAAGGGGGAGCACUUUCAUUUUGACCCACAAGAGUCACAAUUAUUAAUUGAAGAAUAUGCAGUCGCUUUUUGGUUUAGAUGGGUGGAUGAUCUUAAAGUGGAUGAACCUAAUGCCUUUUAACUGAUUAAUCUGAGAUCCAAUAAAGUGCGUACUUAAGGAAAAGGAGUGCUGGGUGAUAGAGCCUUGGAAGUUCAUCACGUAUAUGGUGGUGGCAUUAAGAGCAAUGUAUAUUUUAAUACCUACACUGUUUAUGGAAACAGAGGAAAAGGGUCUGUAAAUAUAUUAAAGAGUGUUGAAAGUGCUGAAUAUAUAUGGACUUAUGUGUACUUUGGGUAUAAGGAAGGAAGAGCCUAUGGGGCCUUGAUAAAACCAUAGGUAACUGGAGAAGUUAAAUUUGAUGGAGUGUAUCAUAAAUAAGCCAACCAUUUGAGUGUUACGGUAGGAGGGGAUGAGACAAUUUCACCAUUCAAUGGAAAGAUAGCCUUCGUUGGUAUUUAUUUGGGCGAAGGAGCCUACAGAGAAGGCCUUGAUUUUUAGACUACUUUUAAUUAUGGAGAAGGAGUAAUGGCAGUGUAUUAGGUAGGCAAGCCAAUUACUUACAUGGGAGUUGAUUAGAGUAGAUAUGUUGAAUUCGAUUAAGCAGACAAUGUAGUGGAUAAAAUCAUUAUCCACGAUGAAAAUGCAAUGAAAAUUAAUGGCUAAAGUGAAUAUGCAUUUGGUCUUUGGACUAGAUGGUUGACUACAUUGCCAAAAUAUUUGAAUAAGAGAGCACCAGUCCAUAACAUAGCUAGAGUCGGUACUUAAGGUUACAUAAUUGAAUCUGAGAAUGGCAGAUGGAUCAGAGCUAAUGGAGGGAGACCUCAAACUUUGAAAGAUACAACCUUGGCUUGUGUUUUAACUUAAGAAUCAUAUGAAUUUUAGACUCUUAAUCUUAAAGAUGAUAUCCCAUUCACUAAUUUGGAAGGACAAUGGAAUUAUGUUUAUUUUGGAUAUAAGAGACAGGGGGAUACUGGAGUUGCCAAAGGUUAUAUUCAAUUUGGAGUGGAUGGUGAAAUAGAAGAGGUUGCAUUCACUGUCUAUCAUGAUUUCUUAGUGGAGUACGUUGAAUUCAUUGUUGGAAAGACAUCAGCCCCAUUAUUUAAUGGUGAAUUAGCAAGAGUUACUUUUAGCUUUGGUCCUGGAGCAUUCGUACCAAAUAAAGAUACGUUGAGAUUGUUUACAUAAAAUUCAUUACCAGAAAAGGCCUAAAUACAUCCAGUCACCAGAUAGACUUUACAAUUGUUUGGAUCAGCAAUUACAAUAGCUGAAGAUCCCAUCUAAUUUGAGUUUGAUAAAUUUUAGGGUGCUGAGGAGUACUCAGUUUCUGGAUGGGUAAGAUGGGCUGGUCCACUAGUUACUGGUAAGGAAUCCCAUGUGAUUACAUUGGCUUAAAAGAGAUUACUGGAUAUAGAUGGAAACAAAGAAGAGACCUUGUAAAUCAUAAGAGGAGACUCGCUUUACAGAUUUAUUACUUACACUAAUAAUGGUAAAUUGAUACCUGCUGAACAGGAGUUUCAUGAAUAUGCUGAUCAAUGGACCUACAUAUAUUAUGGGUAUUCAAAGUAAUAACUGAAGACAUAUGGUUAUGCAAGAUUCGCAUUUACAGAUGCUGAAUUUACACAAGAAAACAUAUCCCAUUUCUACUUAGCUGUUUUCAGCAUUAUUGUUGGUCAUGGAAGGUAGUCCUAUGUAGAUUUCAUAGGGUAGAUGAAAACUUGGGUGGUGAAUGUAGGAUUUGGAGCAUAUAGAGAGGGCAAUUUUGAGGAGGAUGAGAAUAUCAAAAUUCAUUUUGGAUUUAUUAGUGGAGCUGAUCAUAUCAAAUAGGCAGGAUAGGAGGCUCAUCAUGAGGAGAAGGUCUUGGAAUGUGCAACCAAGGAUGAGGAACCUCCAAUGUAGAUUCAUUUCGAGUAAAGUUCAAGUCUGUAAUUGCAUGGAGUUUCAGAGUAUGGAUAUGGAUUUUGGUUGAGAUAUCAAUAUUUUGGAUCUAAAUAAAAGAUUUAUGCAUAGCCUCAAUUAAUGGGAGUAGCCAGAUUAACAAGUAAUAAGGAAUAUAAGGAUUUCGAUAAUCCAGGUGAUAGAGUCUUGUUGGUGGUGAUGGGUAGAAAGGCCUUUUCUUUUGGCACUUAUGAUGUUAUAACCAAAUCAAACAAUGUUGGAGGGGAUCUCGAGUACAGAAGAGAGAGUGAGGGAGAAUGGUAAUAUCUUUAUUUCAGUUAUAAGAGACACACAUAAUAGGAGGGACAUGCUAUAGCAUUUACAUAAUUUAGAGAUCACACUGAAGGAUUACAGAUGGAUGUAUUGCAUUCUUUAUUAACUAAUUAUUUAUAUUUCUCAGUUGGUCAUGCUGGUAAAUACUAUGUUAACUUCAAUGGUUAAAUAACCAAGGUUAGAAUUAAUUUGGGUCCAGGAUCUUUUAUUGAAAAUAAGGCAGAUUUGUUAUCUAAAAUUAAGACUAAGGAUACUAUUCCAGAGAUCGAAUAAGAUGUUAGAAAACUUGAUGAAAAACAUCACUUAACAAAGUUCGAAUAAGAAAUUAGAGAGUAUGGGGUUUAAUUGUGGUUUAGAUGGUUCAAGAGCUAAAAGAGCACUUAAUUAAUGUAUAGAUUAACAACAAAUGGAGAGGACACUCUUGGAGAUGCUCAGAAGAUAGGUGAUAGGACUUUAGUGAUGUGUCAUACAGAAGGGUUGGAAUUCAGUACUUAUAGUUUGGGUGAUAAGACAGUUCAAUUAAAUAAUGCAUAUCCAGUUUAGAUUGCUAAGUAGAAUUUGGAAGUGUGGACAUUUGCAUAUUUUGCUUAUUCAAAGGAGAGUCAACAAAUAGUUUAUUACAUCAAUAGUGAAGAGAAUGAGUAACAUGCUUUAGAGUCAGCCUUGCAUGCAGUCUCAUCCAAUUAUUGGUUUUAUUUGGCCAAAGAUGCUCUCUUGAAUUCGUAUGAUAGUCGAUUGGCUCAGGUAGUAUUGAAUUUAGGAAGUGGAGCAUUCAGAAAGGAUAAUUUCAAGGGUUUGAUGGUUUAUCUAUAGUCUCCAAAGCUAUUCAAUCCAAAUGCAAAAUUACAAUGGGAUUACGAAGAAGAUGAAUUGGUACUAGAUUCCUAAGAUGCUGAAAAGUAAGGUGUUACAGUGAGAAUUGCUGAGCCAAAUCAAAAGAUCGAAAGCAUUUAAGAAUAUUCAGUUGGGUUAUGGUUACGAUUCUUGUAGGCUUGGCCAUCAAGAUUAUGGAAUAUUCCAAGUGAGAUGUAAAUAUUCAGAUUGACAUCAAAUGAGGAAUUGGAGAAUGGCAAGAUUGCUAUUGGAGAUAGAGUAUUGAGUGCAUACUUGGUACACGAUAACUUCUACUUUGGUGCCUAUGAUAUCAAUGAGGACGCUCCUAAUGAGAUAUCUACAAUCUCUUACUCUUCAUUGGAAGGUAGAUGGCAUUACAUAUAUGCUGGUUAUAAGAGAUCCAUAUAGGAGGCUGUCUAUUAUGUUUAUGAUGGAGAACACAUUCAAAAAGCAAAGAAUGAACAGUUAUUGUAGAGACCAUUGAAUGAGUGGAUUAAGUUGAUCUUAGGUGGAGAGAAGAAUGUUGCAGGAUUUCAUGGAUUGUUCAGUCAAAUUUCAGCUCAUCUGGGAAAGGAAGCAUAUGUAGAAAAUGAGGAAUAACUCCUAAAAUCAAUAGAAUCUAGUUAUGCUUUGCCAUUGGAAUUAACUGUAGGGUACAUUCAAAAGUAGAAGAAGGGAUAAGUGGAGCUAGAACAAUAUAAGAGUCAAGAACUAACUCAAUUAUAAGGAAUUGGAGAAUAUGCCAUAAGCGGGUGGUUUAAGAUUGCUGAAGUACAAGCUAAAAUUGAAGGGGAGAUUAAUUCACCUUGUUAAGUCUUAUUCAGAAUAACCAACAAUGAUGAAGAGCAUCUAUCUGAUAGGAAAUAGUAAGGAGAUCGUACAUUGUAUGCUUAAGUGUGUACAAGUGACACAGUUAAGGAUUGGAAUGAAGCCAAGUUUUUGGAGGCAAAAGCAGAAAUGGGAAAUUCUAAACGAGCUUGGACAUACUUCUACAUGAGUUAUAGCGAAGAUAAGAGGGAGGUGGCAACAUUGAUAAAAUUAUUCGAAAAGGAUGUUCCUAUUGUAUUCAAGGAUGUUCAACACUUUGUUGCCAAUAAUAUGUUUGUUUAUUUGGGCAAAGAUUCUUUUAGCAGGAAAUUCUAAGGAGAAUAACACAAGUGGGAAUUACUAUUUGGAUCUGGAUCUCACACUUAUAAUGAAGAAACCAUGCCAAAUCUGAGAUAUAUUAUUAAGAAUCAGAAAAACAUGUGGUUCUCAAAAGAGGACAAGAAAAUUGACACUAAAUUCGAAUAAAGUUUCGAUAAAGAAGUUGAAUCUGUAGAUGAAUAUGCUGUUGGGAUGUGGACUAGAUGGUUGAUAGCUUUCCCAACUACUUUGACUGAAAGAUCUGAUACUCACACCAUAUUCCGUCUAUCAUAGACCUUGGAAUAUUAGGAUAAAGCAGAAUUGGGAAAUAGAGCAUUAUCUGCAUUCCUCAAAAAAGGAUUUUAUGAAUUCAGCACUUAUGAUGCGUCUGCUCCAAACAAUGCAGUAGAUGCUAAAAAGGAGAAUGGAAUUACAUUUAUGCAGGUUAUAAAAAUAAAUAGUUUUAUGGAUUAAUCAUUUUUAGAGAUAGGGAGCAUGUCGAGGAAGUCAAGUUAGAUGUGA
Paramecium tetraurelia is the source of this 7074-nucleotide messenger RNA. RefSeq lists its product as uncharacterized. The transcript is spliced from 4 exons. The record is from RefSeq and is a predicted model, not a curated record. Lineage: Eukaryota; Ciliophora; Oligohymenophorea; Peniculida; Parameciidae.